Messenger RNA from Vicia villosa (hairy vetch), 999 nucleotides. RefSeq names its product vacuolar protein sorting-associated protein 2 homolog 2-like. Lineage: Eukaryota; Viridiplantae; Streptophyta; Magnoliopsida; Fabales; Fabaceae. Gene Ontology annotation, cellular component: multivesicular body; ESCRT III complex. Gene Ontology annotation, biological process: protein transport; late endosome to vacuole transport; endosome transport via multivesicular body sorting pathway. The transcript has 11 exons. The record is from RefSeq and is a predicted model, not a curated record. Bases 145 to 801 code for a protein of 218 amino acids.
GGCCAUUUUUCUCUUUCAUAUAAAAAAAAACACACAAAUCACCGAGCACGCAGAGAGAGCUACUAGUGCUUCUGUUACUUCCUCUACAGCGUUUCUUCUUCUUCAAUUAGGUUUUCAUCUUCUUCUACUUCACCGACCACAACAAUGAAUUUGAACAUCUUCAAGAAGAAAACCUCACCCAAAGAAGCUUUGAGGCAAAGUAAGAGAGACAUGUCUGUUGCAACUAGAGGAAUUGAAAGAGAGAUAGCAUCUCUUCAGAUGGAGGAAAAGAAGUUGGUGGCAGAGAUUAAAAGAGAAGCAAAAACUGGAAAUGAGGCUGCUACAAGAAUCCUGGCUCGUCAACUUGUUAGGUUACGCCAACAGAUAACCAAUUUGCAGGGAAGUCGCGCUCAGAUCAGGGGUGUAGCAACUCAUACACAGGCAUUAUAUGCAAGCACUUCAAUCUCUACAGGGAUGAAGGGUGCAACUAAAGCAAUGGUAGCAAUGAAUAAGCAAAUGGCACCGGCAAAGCAGGCUAAAGUGAUUCAAGAAUUCCAAAAACAAUCAGCACAGAUGGACAUGACGAUUGAGAUGAUGUCAGAAUCUAUUGAUGAAACUUUAGACAAAGAUGAAGCCGAGGAAGAAUCAGAAGAGCUCACUAACCAGGUUCUUGAUGAAAUUGGAGUGGAUAUUGCAUCCCAGUUAUCUUCUGCUCCGAAAGGUCGGAUUGCGUCAAGGAAUACGGAAAAUGUUGCUGCAAGAUCAGAAUCCCAAGAUGUUGAAGAACUUGAAAAGAGAUUGGCAUCUCUCCGAAGAAUAUAAAGAUCCACAACAGUUGUUGACAUAUAUGUUUUCUAAUGUACAAAUUCAUCAUAUAUAUUCUAUAUAAAUGUAUUAUUGGCACCUCAUAUUGUUACUGAUUUCAUUAGAAUGUGUUAGUUAUCAAGAAUAGUUGUGGGACUAGAAUUCUAUGUAUCACUAGAAGAAACAUUUAUAAAUUUGGCUUUUGUUUGGUUAGAA